Messenger RNA from Oryctolagus cuniculus (rabbit), 6290 nucleotides. NCBI's taxonomy places the organism in Eukaryota, Metazoa, Chordata, Mammalia, Lagomorpha, Leporidae. The record is from RefSeq and is a predicted model, not a curated record.
UCCGGGGCACGCUACCGCGUUCCGUCGGCGGGUCUCCCAAAACGCCUGGGUGAGGUGUUUGUUGCUUCAACGGGCUUUUGGCCUUAGCUUUCCACCGCUGAAUAGCUGCGUCGACAGAGUUCGGGGAAACAGGAGACUCUUUAGGGAUGCAGGCCUCGUGGAGCCACCUUAAGAAAAAGUGACCACUCUGAGCGCUACCCGCUAACUGGCUCGUAGAGAGACGCACGUGAGAAGUUCGCCAAGGGGCGGGGCUUAGGGCCUUCGCCGCCGCGACAGGUGGAUUCCUCGAGGGGUGGAGCCUGGGGUCGGGCCCUGCUCUGCCUGCGCGUGCGCAGUACUAAUCAGCUCCUGCUACCCUUGCUGCAACAUGGAAUUUGCUACAGCUCGGCGAGCUAUACUUCAGCUCCUCGGUACUGUGGCUCCCGCUGACCUCCCCGCGCUUCUCCAGUGGAUGCGAACCACCCGAGACUUUGACGAGUUCACUCUAGAGAAUAACGACAUUAUAUUGAAAAGCAUAGCAGAAGACCUUCGGAAUUGCUUACCUCCGGGCACCGUGCUUUCCUCGGAACAGCGAGCCCUUCAAAAAAUAUUGGAGCAGCCACAACCCACGGUUCACGUUGAUGCAUUCCUUUAUGAUGAUGACUUUAUUGAUUCAUUAUGUGAGAAAGGAAAAAUGAGCAGAAACUACUGUACAGUGUGUGGCUCACACCAGACAGCACCUUUAGGAUUUAUUUCUCACUCCUUCUCCCUCAUGGAAUUGAAGUUCAUUUAUCAUCAUGUACUCCCUGAUCUCUCAGGAAAGAUCUUGGUGGACGUCGGCUCCAGGCUUGGCACAGUCCUUUAUGGGGGUUAUCUUUACAGCUCAGCAAUGCAACUUUAUGGAGUAGAGUUGAAUGGAGACUUUUGCCAGUUGCAGGAAAUGGUCAUAAAGAAAUACCAGUUCGGUGACAGAAUAAAGGUGCUUCACGCAGACAUCUGUACCCAGGGCUCACUUCUGCAAAAUGCUGAUGUUAUUAUAAUGAAUAAUGUCUUUGAAUAUUUUCUUAAUGAGGCAGAACAGGCCAGAGCCUGGGAAUAUAUCAGCCAUAAUGUAAGGAAACCAGGAUCAUUAUUAGUAACAGUGCCAAGUCUUGAAGAGUCUCUCUCAGGUCUUCAGGAAGCGGCCAUGUGGUGAACUCCCCAAUGGAUAGGUCCAUGUGGCAAAAAAGAGAAGGCAGCUUCUAGUCUACAGCCAGUGAGGAACUGAGACCCUCAGCCCAACAUCCUGCCAAGAACUAACUCCUGCCAGCAUCUACUCCUAGUUAUGCCUUAAACGUAACUGCAGCACCAGCUGACACUUUGAGUACAGCCUCAUGAGAAACUCAGAGACAACACAGCCAUCUCAGCUGUGUCCAGCUUCCUGGCUUCAUGGACUGGAAGGUAACAAUCAUUCAUCGCUUUAAGCCACAGAGUUUCACAAGAGUCUGUUGACAGCCAUCGAUAAUUAACACAGGUUCUGUUGGAUAAGCAUUAACUUACACUUAACUCAAAUUUUACUCAGCUAAGUAAGUUAAUACGGAUGUGAGAGUACUUAACCAAUGAAGGUGGUUGUUGGCCCAAAAAAUCUUAGAUACUUACCAAAUGAUUGUCAUACUCUCGUUUCUGAGUUUAGAAAUUAAUCUUAAAGAAUUAUAGUUUCUAGUCAUACUUUUCCAUUUAAGCACUAUAAGGUUUUAUUUUUAUAAGCUGUAAGUACCUAAUUCUCCAGUCUUUGGGAAAAUAAUACAGUCCCAGUUCAGAAGUAACUGGUCAGUUUUGGAAACAAGUAUUCUAGUACAAAGUAUCAGAGCCUGUAGAUUUGAACAUAGCUAUCUAUCUAAAUAAACAGCUGCUAUUUUGUAGAGGCUCAACUGGAAAACAGGAAAUCAACUUUACAGUUCUUAAAAAUAGUUAAUUUAAGAAAUUAUUCUUAAGCUGAUGAGUGUAUAGUUGUUUUGUGUGUGUGAGAGAGAGAGGAGAGGAGAGAGAGAGAGAGAGAAACAUUCUGGUAUGUAGGAUUCACUUCUUAAUUUGUAAAAGAUUUUUUUUAAAAACCAACCUUCCUACCUUAUUAAUUUUAAACUUUGGUAAGAAGUUCAAGCUUUAAGAAUGCAUAUGAAUAGUCAUCUGAAAAAGGAGGGUACUUUCUAAACUUCCUGUCAUCCUGUCAUAGGCUUUAACUAAUUCCCCUACAAUUGCGUGGGUUACCUAUUUACCAAAUAUCAGUUUCUCGGGUCCCCCAGAGUUAACUAAUCCUUUAGUUUUAGGUGACAAAGAGUGAAAAAACAAAAGUUAAAGACAAAUCUACAAGAUCAGAGAAAGAUAAGUCACGCUUCCAGUUGCCUCUGAUUUCUUUCUAGUUUUAACACCUAUCUACAUGGACCAAUGCCCUUCUCAAACGUUUAUUCAGACCCCAAGGGCUAUAUUUGACCCUGGUAUUAUAAAUCCCAUUCUGCCUUUAUUAUUUGCAUCUGAGCUUUAACUGUUAAUAUCUAAUUGUAUCAUUCAGUGGCGAACUAGCAAUACCUGCUAAAGUUUGGAAUUAGAUUAAAUGUUCAACUACAUUGACAAACCUCGUUUGUGUUAGCACUAGAUACUUUUUAGAAGUUUUUUUUUUUUUAUUUUGUUUUUGUAGGCCCAGUGCAUUUUUUAAAAUAACCUUUUAAAAUUACCUCCUAACUUUUCAUUCAUUCAGCAAACAUAUAUAUAUACUUUUUACUGUAUAGCCAAAUACAGCAUAGGAGUGCAGCAGCGAACAAGACACACAGGCUUUUAGUCUUUACAUAGCGUCCAUUCUACUUCGGGUAAAGAGUACUAGACAAGUAAGAUAAAUUACCAGUUGUGGGGCUGGCCUUCAGCCUGCCUGGUAAGACGACUCUGUUUCAUAUUGGAGCACCUGAUUCAAAUACCUAGUUCUGCUUCCUGACUCUAGCUUCCUACUAAUGCAAAGCCUGGGAGACAGCAGUGGUAGACCAAGUUACUGAGUUCCUUCCACCCAUGAGGGAGACCUGGAUUGAUUUCCUGGUUCUAUGCUUCAACCUGUCCCAGUCCCAGUUGUUUGGAGCAUUUGAGGAGUGAACCAGUAGUCGGGAGCUCACGCUCUCUUGCCCUGAAAUAACUUUUUUAAAACUAUCAACUCUCGGGCGGGCGCCGUGGCUCCCUAGGGUAAUCCUCCGCCUGUGGUGCCGGUACCCUGGGUUCUAGUCCCGGUUGGGGUGCCGGAUUCUGUCCCGGUCGUUCCUCUUCCAGUCCAGCUCUCUACUGUGGCCUGGGAAGGCAGUGGAGGAUGGCCAAAGUGCAUGGGCCCUGCACCCGCAUGGGAGACCAGGAGGAAGCACCUGGCUCCUGGCUUCGGAUCGGCGCAGUGCGCCGGCCAUGGCAGACAUUUGGGGGGUGAACCAAUGGAAGGAAGACCUUUCUCUCUGUCUCUCUCUCACUGUUUAACUCUGUCUGUCAGAAAAAAAUUUGAAAAAAAAAAACAAAACUAUCAACUCUAAUUUUAAUAUUUUUCAAUAACACAUGGACCUAUUAUUGUAAGGGGAUAACUACAUAUAUCUGUAUGUAGAAUAUUUCAGGAUCUGAGCAAAUAUUCACAACACAGGGUUAGGUUAAAAAAUAAUUCUAGAAAAAAUGUUAGAAGAUCUCAGUAUAUAUGUGUAUAUGUACAUUCAAAUAAAAAUGUAAGAGAAUAUAAAAAGUGUAUAUGCUAAAUGUUAGCAGUUUUGUUUCAGGUGUAUUUUUUCACUUUUUUCUGCCUUUCUAUAUUUUCAAACCUCUUUUAUUAAUUCAUUUAUUGAGAGACAGAGAGCUCCCAUCUGUUGGUUCACUUCUGUAGUGCCUGAAGCUCUGAAGCCAGGAGCCAGGAGCUUAGUCCAAGUCUCCCACGUGUGUGGCAGGUCCCUAACUCUUGCACCAUCACCUGCCACCUCCCAGGAUGUACAUUAUCAAGAAGCUGGAAUCUUUUCUCCUCACCUAAAGGUUUUGAGGUUUCAAGCAUGUGAAUGGGUGGGUCACUGUUUCCUCAGAGAGUGCAGCUCCAAAAAAUCGGGACCAGGAACCACACCUUUUCACCAGAGGUGCAGAUAGAGCUGGGAUCCCUACUACUGGGAAAUGGAAUAUUAAAAUACCCGUCUACAGAGGGAAUUGCCAAGAAGACAGGACACCCUGCCUGGUUGAGAACAAGAGCAGUGAGUGUUACAUGUGCACACAACACAGGACUCUGCUGUCACAUGCAGCUCUAGCAGAAAGAGUUGGGACACCAGCAACAGUGGCAGGCUGCCUUCAUCCAAGUAGACAGUCACAACUCGCGGGGCCACUGGGCUGGCAGUCAUAGCAGCAGCUGCUUCAGUUAAGGGAACAUAAAACUGAAAGCUGUCAGGUAUGUUUUUUCUAUUCUCUGCUUUACUUUCCAGUAAAUCACAUGUUUAUCAGGCUUCUUGUUAUUGAAAAACUGGAUAAUACUUUCCCACCUUAUAAGUGCCUCCCAAAAUACAGUCAACACAGUGCCGUGCGUUGGCUACUUCAGUUAAGAUUAGUCCCAAAUCAGGGUUUUUGAUCAACUCUGUCAGACCAGAUUGAGAGAGGCAGACUAAUGUGUUCCAGUUGCCACCCUCUCUGCUAUGACGAAGCAGGAAGUUUCCAAGCAAACCUCCACCUCUCAGGAAGUUAACGUCAAACUUACAGUUUACAUCCUGUCGAACAUAGUCUGAAAUAUUUUCCAAUUCUAGAUAUUAUUUGAAUUAAAAGCUUGAGGAUUCUGUCCUGAAAUCGUUUCUUGUUACUCUCAAAAAACCAUGUGCAUCUGUUCUAAGUGACAAAUGGAGUAUCUCCAUGACUUGUAAUGAUAAAAAUUACAAAGUUGUUUUUUAAUGUAAGCUGCCUAUAAUUAUGACUCUGCUGAAAUGCCUGUUCUCCAUCCUUUAUUCACUUGACCUCUGAAGCAGUUCCUUGUUGACCAUGUUCUGAUUCAUUAAUUGUGCAGGCAGGACAGUAAAAACAAGCAAACGCAACACUCAGUAGAGGCUCCAGAUGCUCUCCUCUGGGACUCACCACAUAGUAUCCACUUGAAGGAGGGGACACAGUGCUGGUUCUGGUUCUUUCAGUAACUGGACUUUGGCUAAGUCCCUUAACCUACCAUUUUCUGGCCUGAAAAUGAGAGCAGUAGAUUUAAUGAUCUUUAGCACACACUGUGUGAGUGUGCGAUAGAGUAAAGCCAAUCUUAGGUAUCAUAGUUCACACUUCUAGAAUUUUUUAAAAAGCCACAUCCAAAGCAUAAGCCACAGGAUAGAUAUGGUGGAUCUUCCUAGAUUUAUUGGUUAGGAUUCUUUUUUUUUCCUACUUUUAGUUAUUUAUUUUCAUCAUUAUUUGAAAGGCAAAUAAAGAGGCAGAGAGAAAAAGAGAGAGACAAAACCAGAUAAACAGAGAGAUAUCUCCCAUCUGCUGGUUCAUUCCCCAAAUGUCUAGAACAGCCAGGGCUGGGCCAUGCCAAAGUCAGGAGCCCAGAACUCAAAAUGAGUCUCCCACAAGAGUAGCAGGGACCCAAGUACUUGAGCCAUCACCUGUUGCUUCCCAAGGUAUGCAGUAAUAAGCUGGAUCAGAAGCCAAGCUGGGACAUAAACCCAGGCACUCUGAAACGGUGUGGGCAUCCCAAGAGGGAUUUUAACCUCUGCCAGAGUUCUUCCCUGAUACAUAUUCUUUCUGGAUGCAAAUAGCUCUUGCUUCAAUAAGAUGAAUUUGUUAUACGAGUACAGAGGUAUCUCACAGAAAUUAAACUGGGCCAAAGCGGGCAGGAAGGCGAAUAUCAGAAAGGCUCUCCCCCUCCUGUCUGUUUCUCCCUCUGUGUAUCUGCUUCAUUCCACCUUUUUUUUUUUUUAAUUUAUUUAUUUAUUUGAAAGAGUUACACACAGAGAAGGAGAGGCAGACAGAGAGGUCUUCCAUCCACUGGUUCACUCCCCAGGUGGCUGCAACAGCUGAAGCUGUGGAGAUCCAAAGCCAGGAGCCAGGAGCUUCCUCCAGGUCUCCCAUGCAGGUGCAGGAGCCCGAGGACUUGGGCCAUCUUCUACUGCUUUCCCAGGCCACAGCAGAGAGCUGGAUCAGAAGUGGAGCAGUCAGGACUCAAACUGGUGCCCAUAUGGGAUUCUGACACUGCAGGAGGCAACUUUACCUGCUACGCAACAGAGCCAGCCUCUCAUUCCACCUUUUCUCUGCUGACCAGGUUCCUCUAUUUCCCUUUACCACGUGGUGGAAAACAGGACACCCUGGCGGCUCAUGAA